Molecule: messenger RNA, 1128 nt
Organism: Lactuca sativa (garden lettuce)
Lineage: Eukaryota; Viridiplantae; Streptophyta; Magnoliopsida; Asterales; Asteraceae
Product: expansin-A6
Biological process (GO): plant-type cell wall organization
Cellular component (GO): extracellular region
Source: RefSeq, a predicted model, not a curated record
UUUUUCUUCCAUAAGUACCCCCUUAACAUUCUUCAUCCUCUUCACGCUUUACAACUUCCUAUCUUCAUCACUCUGUUUCUUCUUCAAAAAUGGAGCUCAGUCGUGUUUACUGCUUUUUAAUGUUAACUGCAUUCUUCACAACCGUCGUCAAUGCUCGUAUCCCCGGAGUUUACACCGGAGGCCAGUGGGAAUCCGCCCACGCCACCUUCUACGGUGGUAGUGACGCAUCUGGCACCAUGGGUGGAGCAUGUGGGUAUGGGAAUUUAUACAGUCAAGGGUACGGCGUGAACACGGCGGCGCUAAGCACGGCGCUGUUCAACAAUGGGUUCAGAUGCGGCGCUUGUUUUGAGAUAAAGUGUACGAACGACCCUCAAUGGUGUCACCCCGGCAGCCCUUCAAUUUUCAUCACCGCCACCAAUUUCUGCCCUCCUAACUUCGCUCAACCCAGUGACAAUGGUGGAUGGUGUAACCCACCUCGCCCUCAUUUCGAUCUCGCCAUGCCCAUGUUCCUCAAAAUUGCAGAGUAUCGUGCCGGAAUUGUCCCCGUUAACUACCGCCGGGUGGCGUGCCGGAAACAAGGUGGGAUAAGGUUCACCAUUAAUGGAUUCCGGUACUUCAACUUGAUUUUGAUCAGCAACGUCGCCGGUGCCGGAGAUAUCACGAUGGCAUGGGUUAAAGGUUCGAACACCGAUUGGAUGAGUCUAAGCAGAAAUUGGGGUCAAAAUUGGCAAUCAAACGCUCAGCUGAUUGGACAAUCGCUUUCUUUUAGGGUUAGAAGCAGUGAUGGUCGAUCUUCAGCCUCCAUGAACAUAGUACCUUCGAACUGGCAAUUUGGGCAAACUUUUACCGGGAAGAAUUUCCGGGUUUGAAAUUGGAUUCGGGUUUGGAUUGGCGGGUCAAAUUUGUCCAUUUUUAGUUUUAUUUUUAAGAAAUAGUAUUAUUUUGGGGGGAAAAUACGAGAGUGCUUUUUGUUGACUUUUUGACUAUGAAGAAGUGCUUUUAUGAUCCUUUGUAUUUUGUAAUGAAGCUGAAGUGGCUAUGCCUAAUUCUAGGGGCCCGCAGCUUUAAUUUUCUUUUAAUAUAAAAUAUACAUACUAUAAAAUAUAAAUCUUAUAAAUUUUAUGUUCA